This is a messenger RNA of Sphaerulina musiva SO2202, 885 nucleotides long. RefSeq lists its product as uncharacterized. The transcript is spliced from 2 exons. The record is from RefSeq and is a predicted model, not a curated record. The coding region runs from base 654 to 827 and encodes 57 amino acids. Lineage: Eukaryota; Fungi; Ascomycota; Dothideomycetes; Mycosphaerellales; Mycosphaerellaceae.
CGGACUCUUUUAAGAUUAUUCUUAUUUUUGAAACUCGAGAAGAGGCCGCUGGGCUUGCUCAUGUCUCAUCUCACCGUGUCCUUGGUAUCGCACUACCUCCAAGCGACGCGAAGAAACCCUUUUUCAUCAGUUCACUGGCUUUCGAGCGCGUGAUUGGAGAAGAAGCAAGAACAACAACAACAGCAGCAGCUCCACGUCUGGUGGUCGACGUGAUUCCAUCGAUUUCUUCGUCUCACUUGACACGUCGCGCGCCUUGUACUCUCGCGCACACGGCUAAUUUCGACUCGAGCCUCGACUCGAACGAAGACGGCCAGCUGCUACCUGCUGUUGUCGUCGGAUGCCGCCUCUUCACCUGUGUUGUCACCGACCCGUCCGAGAUGGCACUCGCGCAGAGCUGGUGGAGUUGCUGGUGGAGGGCGGAGCAGCGCACGGAAGGGACAUGGCCGACAACUUGAGCAUACCAUCCAAGCGCAUCACCCGUAUAGAAGUGGUAUCGUAAGAGACCUGACGCGCCGUGCUGAAGCAAGACUGAGGCGCGCGCUUUUUGUGUGGCUUUAAUAACGCUGCCUCGAAAGUCGGGUCACUGCUGACAUCUGGCGUACAGCGACUCGCGGCGGCAACCAAGACGCCCCCGAGACUGUCUGCACGGGCGAAUGGCAGUGUUUGGGUCUAUUCCUGGACAUCUGAUCCAUGCGAGGACAAUGAGAGACUGUCGUCGCGCGAGGGUGGACAGCGGCCACAGACAUGUCACGGGGAAGACAAAGAGACAUUUCCAACCGCGACGCCAUCUCCACGCUCUUUGUCUCUGCAUCCAAGACACGCAUUGAGAGAUCUCAUUUCGGUCUGGGACAAGGAGACUGGCCACAGAAUGAAUGGUAUAUCCUU